This is a messenger RNA of Danio aesculapii, 2882 nucleotides long. It is a transcript of the gene msl1b, whose product is annotated as MSL complex subunit 1b. Gene Ontology annotation, cellular component: MSL complex. The record is from RefSeq and is a predicted model, not a curated record. The transcript has 8 exons. NCBI's taxonomy places the organism in Eukaryota, Metazoa, Chordata, Actinopteri, Cypriniformes, Danionidae. Bases 152 to 1741 code for a protein of 529 amino acids.
CUGACACUACGCAUGCGCACUGAGACAAACGCACUCGUAUAUUGGGACAUUGUGCAGAUUCGAGCCUGAAAAUGGGGGACAAACAGCAAUAAAAUCUGCAGACACACCUCUAUUGGAGCCAUGGUUCAUCGUGUAGAGGUUUUCCUUCGCCAUGAAUAUGCGACCCGAAUGCUUUUCUAAAGCAGGAUUGUACUCAAAGAAUUGUGACUUCAGCCCAUCUCAAACAAGACAUCCAGUUAGUGUCCAAAGAGAGAUCAGAGAUCCUCUAUGUGACACACCAGACGACACUAGAGAACAUCUGAUCUCGCAAAAGAACUUAGAACGGGCUUCAUUGCCUUCAAAGCCUGGCAGAGAGUUGAUCGUGGCUUCAGAGGCUGGCUCUGUGGGCACAGAAACACUGUCAUCUCAAGCUAAACAAAUGGGGGGUGAAGGCACCCCUGUAAAAAGUAAAACUCCUUUUGGACAGACCAACGCCAUUGAUAACAAGCCAGAGUUUGUAUCCAUGAAUUCUCAUAUUAAUUCUAGAGACCCUGUUGGUGAGAAAAAUGCUAAAGAGACUAUGGGGGCAUCUCACGAACACUCGGAGGGUAAAAGGACCAAUAUGAAGAAGAUCAGUGGCAAUCCUCAUGCACAAGCGUCUUGCCUUAAACAACUGCUGUUGCUUCAACUGGACUUGAUAGAACAACAACAGCAACAGCUACAGGCUAAGGACAAGGAAAUAGAUGAACUCAAAUCAGACAGAGACACGCUGCUUGCCCGUAUUGAGCGGAUGGAACGUCGUUUGCAGUUGUUAAGCAAGGAACCACGUGACAAGAGGCUCUUCCAGCCUUUAGAGAGAUGGGUUCCAGACACCGAUGACUUUUGGGAAUCAGAUUUGGGGGACAGCGUGCAAACUCAGGCAUCCAAGUCAAGUGGCAAAGUGCAAAAGAGAAAACUAAGCGCAACUGAAACAAAGACGCAAAGGUCAAGAGGCAAGUCCACAAGGACAACUCCCCAAAAAUCAGACACAAGCGGGCCAUCACCAUGUCAGCGUGAGCUGCGGAGCAAGGAGACCCCAGAGAAGGCAAACACUGGGAAAUCGUCCAGAAAGACGGACCAGCAUGCAGAGGGAGAAAGCAGCAAAGAAGCAGAAGAACUUCCCUACAUGACAACGACUGAAAUGUACUUGUGCUGCUGGGAACCUCCAGAUUCUUCAUUACAGGAAGAUUGUCCAAAGAAAGAAGAGGAUGUUGCAAGUAGGUUCCUGAUUCAAAUGCAGAAUGCCAUAUAUAAAUGCUGGUUAACUAUUAGUAAUGUGAAAAAUAUUUUCGCAGUACCAUCGUGGAGGGAAAACAUUAUGGAACCCCUAAAGGAGGAAGAUGCUGCUGAUCUCCCUGAAAGUCUUGAUGACAGCGUUUUCCUGAAACGGCAUGCCAAGUUAGAACUUGAUGAGAAGAGGCGAAAAAGAUGGGACAUUCAGCGAAUACGUGAACAGCGUAUGCUUCAAAGACUGCAGCAGCGCAUGGAGAAGAAGAAACCGAAUGUUGUUCAGGAGAGCGAGCCUGAGGUGUCCUCAUUUCACCCCGAUUUGGAAAAUGUGGAGGCCAUCAUGGUCACACCCUUUCUGCCCGUAGUGGCAUUUGGACGGCCUUUGCCCAAUUUGACACCACAGAACUUUGAGUUGCCAUGGCUCGAUGAAAAAAGUAAAGGUCGUGUCGAAAACCAGAAGAAACAAACUCCACACAGGACCUGUCGGAAAUGAGUCGCAAAGAUUCUGGCCAAGUGUCCGGCUUGAGUGCCACAUUCUGGAGCGAUACUUCACAACGUCACAUUAAAGCAGAAUUUGAUCAGUCGUGUGAUGGCAUCUGCACUCAAUCUGCUCACACAUAGACUGUUUCGUCGAGAAGGAAAAGGCAGCAAUACAGCUUUGCUUUCUGAUAAUAAAGCACUAGCUGCCCGGCUAACUGCUAUUUUAGUUCCUCACAAUCAUUGUGUGGCCUUGUUUUGAACCUUUACUUGUAGUCAUGUUCUGGGUACUUUGACGGAGGUGAAGUGAUAUCGGUUAUUGCAGGCUUCACUGCAAACACUGUUUUAAUGUCCACUAAACUGGUUAUGGAGUAUUGCUGCACAUUUGCAUGUAAUUCCUCAGUAUAUUUGUGUUGAGAAUGACGUUUGCUUUUGAAAAUGUAAUUGUGCAUGAAUGUCAUGAAUAUCCUAUGCCUAAAAAAUGUACAUAUUUUUGUAAGCAUAGUGUAGUUAUUUAGAUAGGAAAGAUAUUGGCAGGAUUAGAAGAGUUCCCUGAUGUAAACAAGUUGAAAGAAUUAUUUGUAUGGCCGUUCAGGUGUCAACAAAUCGGUUCAGCAUCCCGUGCUGGUUUAAGGACGCUGCCCUAAACGUUAUUUUUGGAUUCAGCAGUUGGUUUGCUGAUGAUGUUUUUGAUGUACCUCAAAAAUCUUAUUUGAAAAUACAUUUAUUUUACGCUUCUGUUUGCUUUAAACCUCAUCCAUGUCCAAAAGUGUUGUUGUGUCUUUAUUAACUUAGCAUACAUUCUGUGCCUCAUGGGAGUCAUUUCAGAGCAUGUGUGGUGUUUCCCUAAAGAUUUUUUGCUAAACAUCUUGUUCUAUCUAACAGCGAAACCUGAUUUUUUUCUUUCUGUGUGUGUGUAAAUGCUUAUUUUUCUCACCACCACACAUAUCAAUAGCUUUUGUUUCUUGUGGAUGUGUACAACUGGAUCUCUGUACAUAGCUUUACUGACAUCCAUUGGCUGUAAAUAAGGAAAAUGUUGCUGUUAUUUUUUUAUUUAAUGUCAGAAAUGUUGUAUGUCCAGCAUAGAUAUAAAAAUUGAUAGGAUUAUUUACAAAACAAGAACUUUUGUUUUUCAAAAUAAUAAAAACAGAACACGC